GUCAGGCGGCCAGCGGUUUACGAAGUCAGCGGUUUCCUCCUGAUCGCUCGAGUGCACGCAUGAGAUGGAAGACAGACAGGAGAGACUCAAGACUCCGGACGAUUUACUCAAACUAACUCAUCAUCUAGAUACGUUAUUGGCCAUCGAUUAUCAUCGAACUAACAUUGAGGAGACAACGCAGUUGGUGUGUGGUGUAUGCGACUCUGUGUCUUUGGAUGAUCAUCUUCUGUUGUCGAAGUGUUUGCUGCUGAUUUCGAAAGCAUUUGGAAGAGUUGAGGUUGGGUUUGUAUCUUCUAUUCAAAGCCUAGUGGACUUCACAAUUACUGCUUUUCAACAAGACAAGGCUUGGUUAAUAGAUGACUCGCUGUUUGCUCUAAGAGCAGUGCUUUGUGCUAGCAACACCAUCAGCGAAUCACAUGUUGAGCAGCUGAUAGGUGACAGAGGCAUUUUGUUGUCUUUUCUGUCUGAAGGUGAAUUGAAUUCGAAUCAGUUGAAGGUGGCUGUGCAAUGUGUUGGUUACACGUGCUGUCCGAGAGAGUCGCUGGUUCUGAGAGAGGCGUGUGUUUUGUCUGCAUUGCGCUGUUUGCUUCGUAUACUUCAGUCUCCUCCUUUGUGUGUGGCUAGUGACGCAUCUCAGAAAUGCAAAUUGUUCAGUGCAUGUCUGAAGGCACUGAGAAAUGUUGUUGCAGCAAACCGGGCUCUAGCGGUCAGUAAUGCUGCUACUUUGUUGGCAACAUUAAAGGUUUAUGCUUUUUUCUCUCCUUCAAAUCUUGCUAAUCCAGUGAGCUUUCAACCCCAUCUUGUUUCUGAGUUGUUUGUUCCCUCUUCUACUGCAGCAGUUCGUAGUGAAAGGAAAGCUCACGCUGCGUGUCCUCCAGCUGCAAGAGCAAACAAGAAAAGAAGGAGUGCCAAGUCUCGUGCUAAAGCAAACGAGAGUGGAAGAGGUGGUGGAUAUCGUGGGAUUGUUAGAAGGUCCGCUGGUGAUAGUUGUGCUAUGGCAUCAAGUGCAAGCAGUGGGAAAUUGAGUCAGCAACACUCAGACAGAGAAAUGGCAAUGUUGUCAUCUCAGUUGGCAGCAUUGCCACUGUCUCAGUCAGUUGCUUUGACAAAUCAAGAUUCUUCAACUUCACAGUCGACGUUUUCUUCGUUGAAGACCGGCACUCAGCAUCAAUGGGUUGUAACUUCCAGCAGUUCUGAGUCUGAACUAUCUGACUCCGAAUCAGCUCAGAAGCAAAGAGAAAGAAAUUUGUUUAAUCAAGUGCAAGUCAAUAGUAUGUUGUGUUUACAAGAUGUCAUACAUAUGCUAGAAAAGAAAGUGGUAUUUGGCUACUGGUCAUCGUUUAUUCCAGACUCUUUUCCUGCUCAUAGUAGCGCGUCUCAUUUACUCUCAUUGAUAUCAGACGAAGGUCCAUCGAAGGUUUGUAUUGCUGCUUUGUCGUUACUCAUGUCAAUAUUGGAUGGUUCGAAGCAGUUUCUUAUUGCUGCAGAUGACAGUGACCAGCCGCACAGCGCGUUCAUUCCUUUCUCAAUUACAUUGGGACGUAUGAUUAUUUCUCUUCAUGACUGUCUUAUCUCAGUUGUUGGGAGAGUGUCGGGAAGCACACUCGCACCAACUCUCAAAUGUUUGUCUCUUCUUAUUGCUAACUGUCCUUAUAACAAACUACAGCAAGGUUACAUCACACGGAUUCUGGACUCUAUUGCACCGCACACAAGCAGUCCUGAUGCCGACAUUCGUAUGGCAAGUUUUACGUGUUUGGGUAGCAUGGUGUCAGCGUGCUUGCACCUCGAUGAAGUCGAGACUCUACUGAUGACCCGAAGAAAAUUAGGGAACGGAAAGAAGCAAGUUCUGUGGAUUGUUAGCGUGUGCCUUGAACAAAUAACGAAAUCUAAAAAGCUGCCACCUGACGAAAGAGGUGCUGUAUGGUAUGGAGGGUCAGCGGCUAGAAUAGAGGCACUACGAGUACUUGGAUUACUGUUUGCCAACUACCCGUCUUGUGCCAGAACGUGUUGGCAGCUCAUUCUAGAUGCUGUCAGUUGUUUUUUGAACGACGACGUCGAAGACAAUACAAGAGUGUACUGCUUGAAGCUUCUGGACAAGUGGGCAAAGUUUGCUGAUUCACAACUCGAUGAUGCCGAUGGCGUAGAGUCUGAGUUUGCGAAACAGGUGCUCUCUUACUGGAACGAUCUUUUAUCGGGGCCCAUGAUAAGUCUGUUGGACGUGUCAUCAAGUGCUUUAUACUGUGUUUCUGCUAUCGACUGUGUGUCAAGUAUGGGGCCACGAGUGUUUGACAGACUACCGAGAGACAAACAUGCUCUAGUUGUCACAUCGGUGUUUCGUCUUUCGUCCGUUUCAGACAGUGGCAUGAAGGCAGCAGCAGUGAGGGCUGUUGGUGUGUUUGUGACAUACCCUUGUGUCAUUCCUGACGUGACUUUCUUAUUGGAUUCGUGCGACUGUGUGGUUUGCUGCAUGUCUGAAGCUGCGCUUGCUGUGAGAAUAAAGGCGGCCUGGUCUUUAGGAAAUUUGACGGAUUGCUUGCUGUUGAGACAGUCGACUCUUGAUGAUCAAGUUGAUCUUCCAAGUACUAGAAUCAUAAGUCUAUUUAGUUGUGCCAUUGAAGGAUGUGGUGACAACGACAAGGUUCGUACUAAUGCUCUUCGAGCUCUUGGCAAUCUUUGCCGAUUCAUAACUCAAGAUAUGUUGGGAUCAGAUCUCUCACUUCUUGAUCGCGGUAUGCAGGUUUUAGACCAAGCCGUAUCCAGUGGGGCUGUCAAGAUUCGUUGGAAUGCGUGUUAUGCAGCUGGUAAUUUGUUUCAAAAUGGUUCUCUUCUGGGAGGUACAAAGUGGUCGGAAAAACUUCUUCAGUCAUUGUUCAAAGCAAUGCGUGACAGUAAAAAUUUUAAAGUGAGAAUUAAUGCUGCUUCUGCUGCUCACAUUGCUGCCGAUCAUCAGCUGUUUCCAAGUGAUGAUCUCUUUUACUCUUACUGGGAGGAUUUGCUGACUGCUCUAGAGAUGUCGGACUCUGUGGAUGAUUUUUCAGAGUUUAAGUACAGAAGCAGCUUACACAAGCAGCUGUUGAGUCUCAUUUGCUCUCUAACAGAGUUAUGCCAAGAUGCUGACUUGCUUCGUGUGAAUCGUAUCGUCUCUCAAAGGAAGGAGGUUGUGAUUCAUCGUUUUGAAGAGUUUCUACGACACAAUCAGUCUGCAUCAGUUCAGCAAGAACACAGACAAGAACAAGGAACCAGAGCUGCUGCUGAAACGAAAGAACUUGCUACUCGCAUUACAGUAGCAAUUGAUCGACUGGGACUGGAUAUCUCCGCAUCAUUUCACAGUGAAAGUUGCUAGUUUAAUUCACUUUACAGGUGUCUAUAUGUAAAAUCUCUCUUUCAUAUUGAAAUGAUUCUUUGUGGGAUUUGUGUAAUAGCCAGACUUGUAUGACUUGGCGAAAAUUUAGAAUAGUGACAGUGUUACUAGGACAUGCAGUAGACGGUGACCUAAUUUACUCUUAUAUGCAAGUACUCACUGUAUACUGCACAUUGAGGGCAAGUCAUAAAAUGCAUUUAGAUACUUGCCUCAUUAAUUACGUGAUAACACAAUCAAAUAAUUUGUAAAUUGAUGCGACUUAGGAUAUUGUAUUUCACAAUACUAGAUAACAGUAAACUGGUUGUU
Molecule: messenger RNA, 3667 nt
Organism: Corticium candelabrum
Lineage: Eukaryota; Metazoa; Porifera; Homoscleromorpha; Homosclerophorida; Plakinidae
Product: HEAT repeat-containing protein 6-like
Exons: 29
Coding region: 65-3343 (1092 amino acids)
Source: RefSeq, a predicted model, not a curated record